Molecule: messenger RNA, 1378 nt
Organism: Neltuma alba
Lineage: Eukaryota; Viridiplantae; Streptophyta; Magnoliopsida; Fabales; Fabaceae
Exons: 3
Coding region: 83-1378 (431 amino acids)
Source: RefSeq, a predicted model, not a curated record
AUCAGAAUCGUCGAUCGAUUGGGCAAUCCUUUUACUUCAACCAACACUUUCACUCUUCUUUGUUCUGUGAAUCAUAUGCAGAAUGCAGCUGCGAAACUGCAGUGUCACCAGAGGCGAUAUAGUGUGGGCUAGGGUUCAAUUUCCCCACCAAAUUUGGCCCGCUCUGGUUCUCACUACUGACUCUCUCGGCGUCUGCGUCUCCUUCUUCAACCACAAGCUCCCUCCCAAGUAUGUCAUCGAAUCUGAAGUCGCCCCCUUCGAGGAAUGCUUCAGGUGGAUAAUGGGUCAUCGAAAGGGGCUUAAAAAAUGCAAGACCUUCUAUGGGUUGCUUGAUUCUGCGUUAAAAUUGAUGGGUCAGAGGGUUUUUUCGAGUCUGAAAUGCCGGUGUCUAAUGAAGACCCUGAGGGACUAUGAUGGGAGAGAAAGAUAUGAAGGAACAAAAUCGAAUGCUUGUUUUGAGCCAGUUGGGGUUUUGGGUUUUGUUUUGAGUGUUGCUGUUAUGCCAUGGAUUGAUGAACUGGAUUUUGCUGAUGCUGUUAGAGCUGUAGCCCAGGUUCAGGCUUUUCGUGGCUAUUGUUCAAUGGAGCAGAAAAGGGUUUACGGAAAAACUCAAGGAGGAGGCAAUGAAGUGAAGCUACUUCGAUGUUCAUCGUCGGAUGUCGAAAAGCAAGAACUUGUUCAUGAAUCAGAUGCUUUGGAACCCCGGCAUGAAUGUCAGAUACCAUCCAAAGAGGUGGAAAAAACCUUGACUAUGAGUUCUAUAAGGAUAUUGAACUCAAAAAUCUCUGUGGUGAAAGAAAAUGUCAAACCCUUGCAUAAGAAUCAACUUAAGAUUAUUCCGCAGACUCACACUAGAAAUAGGAAGGCUGAAGUUUUACCUGAGAUAUCACUCCACUUGCGUUCUCCUAACUUUGAUCCAUUUUACACGAUGAGAGAAAGCUUACGACCUGUAAAGCUGAGGCUGUUGAGCAUUAACUACAUUUCAGAGCAGAAGAUUGCUGAUGCCUGCUUCAGAGACUGCUCUAAGUUGAGUGCAGCCUUAAGUGGAAGAAAAGACACUGCAAUUGAGCUUCAUCACACGUUGCCUACCAUCAAAACUGCUUGCCUGGCCAAGAAAAGGAAGCGACUCAAUCAUCAUGUUCCAUAUUAUUGUUCUUUCAAGCUUCAGAAACCUUCAUCCCUUUCCUCAACAAAUGAAGAAUUUUCAUCUUUGAAGAUGAUUGUAUCAGGAAACAACAAAGAUGAUUCAGAUGUUUUCGUUUUACCAUCUGCCUUAGCUGAUUGUUUCCCUAGUUUUAGAAUGGAGAUGGAUUCAUAUCUCGCUUCCACUUUACAGCAUCCUAUAAAGCUUUCUGAUCUGACAUACCCUUUCAUAUAG